GUGGCACAAGGAGACUCCCAAACUCAAGAACCUCACUCUCCUGGAAACCCACUCAGAACCUCCACCCUCUGACACCAUGGUCAGCUCCUACUGUGGCUCUGUCUGCUCUGACCAGGGCUGUGGCCAAGGCCUCUGCCAGGAGACCUGCUGCCGCCCCAGCUGCUGCCAGACCACCUGCUGCAGGACCACGUGCUACCGCCCCAGAUGCUGUGAGUCCAGCUGCUGCAGACCCCAGUGCUGCCAGUCCUUGUGCUGCCAGCCCACCUGCUGCCGCCCCAGGUGCUGUGAGUCCAGCUGCUGUCACCCCCAGUGCUGCCAGUCCGUGUGCUGCCAGCCCACCUGCUGCCGCCCCAGGUGCUGUGAGUCCAGCUGCUGUCGCCCCCAAUGCUGCCAGUCCGUGUGCUGCCAGCCCACCUGCUGCCGCCCCAGGUGCUGUGAGUCCAGCUGCUGCCGCCCCCAGUGCUGCCAGUCCGUGUGCUGCCAGCCCACCUGCUGCCGCCCCAGGUGCUGUGAGUCCAGCUGCUGUCGCCCCCAAUGCUGCCAGUCCGUGUGCUGCCAGCCCACCUGCUGCCGCCCCAGCUGCUGCCAGACCACCUGCUGCAGAACCACCUGCUACCACCCCAGAUGCUGUGAGUCCAGCUGCUGCAGACCCCAGUGCUGCCAGUCUGUGUGCUGCCAGCCCACCUGCCGCCGCCCCAGGUGCUGUGAGUCCAGCUGCUGCCGCCCCCAGUGCUGCCAGUCUGUGUGCUGCCAGCCCACCUGCUGCCACCCUAGGUGCUGUGAGUCCAGCUGCUGCCGCCCCCAGUGCUGCCAGUCCGUGUGCUGCCAGCCCACCUGCUGCCGCCCCAGCUGCUGCCAGACCACCUGCUGCAGGACCACCAGCUACCGCCCAAGAUGCUGUGAGUCCAGCUGCUGCAGACCCCAGUGCUGCCAGUCUGUGUGCUGCCAGCCCACCUGCUGCCGCCGCAGCUGCUGUGAGUCCAGUUGCUGCAGACCCCAGUGCUGCCAGUCUGAGUGUUGCCAGCCCACCUGCUGUCAACCUGCUUGCUGUAUCUCCAGCUGCUGCCGCCCCAGCUGCUGCCAGACCACCUGCUGCAGGACCACCUGCUGCCGCCCCAGAUGCUGUGAGUCCAGCUGCUGCAGACCCCAGUGCUGCCAGUCUGUGUGCUGCCAGCCCACCUGCUGCCGCCGCAGCUGCUGUGAGUCCAGUUGCUGCAGACCCCAGUGCUGCCAGUCUGAGUGUUGCCAGCCCACCUGCUGCCGCCCCUCCUGCUGUGGUUCCAGCUCCUGUGGCUCCAGCUGCUGCCGCACCUGCUGUUGCCUGCACCCAGUCUGUGGCCAGGUCUCCUGCCACACCACUUGCUAUCGCCCCACCUGUGUCAUCUCCACCUGCCCCCGCCCCACGUGCUGUGCCUCCUCUUGCUGCUGAUGCCCCGUGACCACCAUCUCUGUUUGCUCUGUUCUCACAGAUGUAGACCCUCCUACUGUGCUGACCCUUAGGAUACAUGGAGCCUGGCUAACACAUUCAGUGGCUUGGACCCAUGAUUCCAAUGAGUCCAUUACUAUCCCACU
Messenger RNA from Vicugna pacos (alpaca), 1572 nucleotides. NCBI's taxonomy places the organism in Eukaryota, Metazoa, Chordata, Mammalia, Artiodactyla, Camelidae. The record is from RefSeq and is a predicted model, not a curated record.